Alternaria rosae is the source of this 1273-nucleotide messenger RNA. RefSeq names its product hexaprenyldihydroxybenzoate methyltransferase mitochondrial precursor. Gene Ontology annotation, biological process: ubiquinone biosynthetic process. The transcript has a single exon. The record is from RefSeq and is a predicted model, not a curated record. Gene Ontology annotation, molecular function: 2-methoxy-6-polyprenyl-1,4-benzoquinol methyltransferase activity. NCBI's taxonomy places the organism in Eukaryota, Fungi, Ascomycota, Dothideomycetes, Pleosporales, Pleosporaceae. Bases 51 to 971 code for a protein of 306 amino acids.
CAUCAACGUGCACAGCGUCUCGCAGGCCCAAACAAUCUUCAACUAUCGUUAUGAAGCCACAAUCCACAGCCAGAGCAUUGCGCUCAAUACGGAGAGUACUACCGCCAGCCUCAUCAAGUCAAACAGCACCCAAACAAUCGCCGUUCCGAAUACCUCCACUAAGCUCGCGAUGCAUAUCCACCACCGCCCCCAAACACCAUAACCCAACACCCAACUCGACAUCCACUGUCGACCCAACAGAGGUAUCCCACUUCAAUGCGCUCGCAUCAUCAUGGUGGGACCCUCACGGCCCCUCCCGUCUCCUCCACCUCAUGAACCCGCUCCGCCACGACUUCAUAACGCAAUGCCGCUCUUCGUUCUCUCCACCAAACCCGUCGGAGAAACUACGAUAUCUAGACAUUGGCUGCGGUGGCGGCAUCUUCGCUGAAUCAGCCGCGCGCCUACCGACUACCACCUCCGUCACAGCAAUCGACCCCACACCACAAGUCCUCUCCAUCGCCGAAGCGCACAAGCGGCGCGACCCUACACUUACCUCGCCCGGUAAACUCACAUAUUUGAAUACUUCUAUCGAAGAUCUACCGCGCCCGAAAUCAGACACAGAAGCCUUUGACAUCGUCACGCUAUUCGAAGUAAUUGAGCACGUCAACGCUCCCGGCCCAUUUCUCGAACACGUCCUCCCGCACGUAAAGCCUGGUGGCUGGUUGAUAAUGAGCACAAUUGCCCGGACGUGGACGAGCUGGGUUGUUACAAAUGUGGUUGCAGAAGAUGUUCUGGGUAUUGUGCCCAAGGGGACGCAUGAGUGGAGUAAAUAUGUCAACGAAGAGGAGUUGAGGAGUUGGUUUGCGAAACAGCCUGGUUGGGGGAAUGUCAAGUGUAUGGGUGUUGUGUAUGUGCCUGGGUUGGGGUGGAAGGAGGUUGCGGGGAGUCAGCAGUGGGGUAAUUACUUCUUUGGUGUUAGGAGAGAGGGUUGAUGAGGGGAUGAAGAGGGGUGUGAUGAUAUGAUGUGUAUGAGUUCUCGUAGAUGUAUGGGAGCAUAUGAUACCCUAGUAAUGUACAUUAUAUACAACAUCGUAGUCGCCUGACUGCUCACAUGCGCCAUACUCUCCUAGAUCUUUAUACACGGUGCUGUGUCAUCAUCAUGGGAAGCGCUGCACUGCGACCCUGUUCGUGGCAACGUUGCGCGUGCACCAGUUCUCCCCCACAGCAUCGUGACGUAUUCCAGCGCUUCUUCACAUCGUUUUCCUCUCAGUAUUGAAUUUGAGAUGUCGCAAUC